CGUUAUGGCUCUUCAGGAGUUGCGCAGCGGUGAAAGUGGCCGAGCGGGGCGUCACUAUAUCAGGCGUGCAGAGCCGCGCGCGCCACACUCCUGCGCACAAGGCAGACUUACCAUAUCCCCACCCAACAUGCAGUCCUUCGUAGUGUGCCUGCUGGUGCUCGUGGUCUGCGCUGCGGCUGCGCCCCAGAGGGAAGGAGCUGCCUUCUCCAAUGAAGCCAUCAAGCAGGCACAGAACACAUUCCUCAUCCCUAAGGAUGCUGAGAUCCAGAAGGUAAUCUAACAGUUCCAACAUGCAGUCCUUCGUAGUGUGCCUGUUGGUGCUCGUGGCCUACGCUACGGCUGCGCCCCAGAGGGAAGGAGCUGCCUUCUCCAAUGAAGCCAUCAAGCAGGCA
Molecule: messenger RNA, 392 nt
Organism: Cydia strobilella
Lineage: Eukaryota; Metazoa; Arthropoda; Insecta; Lepidoptera; Tortricidae
Exons: 2
Coding region: 5-280 (91 amino acids)
Source: RefSeq, a predicted model, not a curated record